Messenger RNA from Lathyrus oleraceus (garden pea), 1743 nucleotides. RefSeq lists its product as uncharacterized. Lineage: Eukaryota; Viridiplantae; Streptophyta; Magnoliopsida; Fabales; Fabaceae. The record is from RefSeq and is a predicted model, not a curated record. The transcript has 8 exons. The coding region runs from base 1052 to 1534 and encodes 160 amino acids.
AUGUCCACGCAGCCACAAAUUCAGAACGCACAUCACAUGAACGACGCCUCCAAACACGACUCAGGUUUCAUCAUCGUCUUCAAUAAGCCUCUCUCACGUACGGAUUUCAAACGAAAGCUCAAAGACGCUUAAGGCUCAUCACCGAAUUGGUUCAUCCUCGAAAUCAAAAUUACUGAAGGAUCGUUCUUGCACACGAAAUCAAGGGAUCAAGAGGAGAAGAGAGACCUACCGGAUUCAAGUUCGGCGCGGUGGCUCAGUUCAGAGGGUGGUUGUUGCUUCGUUCGGAGGUUUGGGAGGGAGAGUGGAGUUAUAUGGGAUGGUUAGAGAGGGUGCAACUUGAAGUUUGUUUUUUUGAGGUCCGAAUGGAGGUGUCAGUGUUGAGGUUCAGAGUUGGUUAAGGGUUCUGUUAGUGAUCCCCGAAGUUGUUAGGAGAGGGUGCUGUUGAAGAAGUGUCGUCAAGGUUGGUUUGAGGGUUAUGCCAUUUUUUGUAGGUUCUGAAGUUCAGUUUUGAGGGAGUUCUUGGUUGAAGUUUUCUGCAGAAUCCCUUGAGGGUUGUUGGAGUGUGUUUUAAUUUGGUUAGAGGUGUUAGAUAGAGGUUGACAUUCAGUUAGAAAGGGUGGUGGAAUUCAGUUCUGAAUUGGGGAGGUUUGUUGAGGUUUCGUUCCAGUUAUCGCUUGUUAGAGUUAUUGAGGGAACCAGUUAUGCAGUUAGACUGGUUUUUUCUGUUAGAAUGUUUUUGUAGGGGAGUUAGAAGUUGUUAGAGGUAGAGUUGUCAAAUAAGCCCUAUAUUUAAAAGCGCCCUAUUAAAGCCCCAAUAUAUUAAGCCCCUUAUCAUUGAGAUUUAUUUUAGGCCCUUUAUAUAAUGCAUUUUUUUAGGCCCCAUUGAGGGGCCUUAUUUUAUUCCCAAAAUUUGGACGUUGAGUUUAUCACUCCAUUCAUGUUCUGUGCAAAACUUCCGCCACCGUCAACCAAUUACACCGCCGUCGACUUUUCUCUAUCACAGAAAUAAAGGUACUAGAUAUACAGUUCACCUAUUGAAGUACUCUGUGGAAUGGAAAAAUCGUCAUUUUUGGACCGAAUGAUUGGUCAUCUUCGGGGAACUUGCAAGUACUAUACUGGUUAUCCAAAGGAUCUUGGACCAUCACGGGUUGUUCAUUUCACCUCCGAGCGUGAGUUUGUCAAUCUCCUUCAUGAAGGGUUUCCCGUGGUUGUUGCUUUUACUAUCAGGGGGAAUUACACAGAACAUCUUGACAAAGUAUUAGAAGAAGCUGCUUCUGAGUUUUAUCCACAUGUAAAAUUUAUGCGUGUUGAGUGUCCAAAGUAUCCUGGGUUUUGUAUAAGUCGGCAGAAAAAGGAGUACCCAUUCAUGGAAAUAUUUCAUAGUCCAACACAUGUGGCUAACCAGGGUAGGGUAGCUGAUCCAAAUAUUACUAAAUACAAUGUGAAAGUCAUGCCAUUCAACUACGAUAUCAGUGUUUACGGGUUUAGAGAAAUCUUCAAGCGCUAUGGGAUCCGGGCAUCAGAUAUGAAGUAAGGCUCUAGUAGGAAGGUUUUAUCUUUCAAAUAAUAAGGAGCCACACCAGAUUAUACUACCUAUUUUAUCAAAUUGUAAUUAUAUAUCAUCAUAAGUUACAACUUCAGGCCAGUAGAUGGCAAAUUAUAAUUACCUGUUUUGUUGAUGUCUCAACCCUUAAAUAUAAUUUGGUUCAGUCCAGUCCUGGAAAUGUUCUCUUCAUUCCUUCA